AUAUAGAUCAUGUGAAAGACGGGAGUAGAAGAAAAAAGAAAAAGAGCGAGGUAAAAGAAAUGGCAGACAUAGGCAAAGGAACCUCAGUCGCUGGCUGCAACGAUCGCUGUGGCUGCCCAUCUCCCUGUCCAGGUGGAGAAUCCUGCAGGUGCAGGAUGAGCGCAGCAUCUGGUGGGGAUCAAGAACACAACAUGUGCCCGUGUGGGGAGCACUGCGGCUGCAACCCUUGCACAUGCUCCAAGACCCAGACGUCCGCUAAGGGCGGCAAGGCCUUUUGCACCUGUGGGGAGGGUUGCACCUGCGCCUCUUGUGCCGCUUAGACCAUGUUUAUAGCAUACAUGUAUAAUAGGGUACGAGCUAGUCGAUUAGGUCCCAGUCUCUGGAAUAAAACUGUGUUUGCCAGGUC
Molecule: messenger RNA, 406 nt
Organism: Brassica napus (rape)
Lineage: Eukaryota; Viridiplantae; Streptophyta; Magnoliopsida; Brassicales; Brassicaceae
Product: metallothionein-like protein 4B
Exons: 2
Coding region: 60-320 (86 amino acids)
Molecular function (GO): zinc ion binding
Source: RefSeq, a predicted model, not a curated record